Syngnathus acus (greater pipefish) is the source of this 3118-nucleotide messenger RNA. RefSeq names its product interleukin enhancer-binding factor 3 homolog. Gene Ontology annotation, molecular function: single-stranded RNA binding; double-stranded RNA binding. Gene Ontology annotation, cellular component: precatalytic spliceosome. The transcript is spliced from 18 exons. Bases 111 to 2624 code for a protein of 837 amino acids. The record is from RefSeq and is a predicted model, not a curated record. NCBI's taxonomy places the organism in Eukaryota, Metazoa, Chordata, Actinopteri, Syngnathiformes, Syngnathidae.
AAAACAGUAGGCGUAACCAAAUUGAUGACGAGCUUCCUGCUCAAACUGAUUUAGUUGUGCAGAGGAAACGACGAUUAAGACAACAAAGAAUCCCUAUCUCUGAAACGAAGAUGGCCCCUCCAUUACGGAAUCGGUCCUUGCGUGUUUUCUUGCAUGACAACCGCCACGUCAUGGCCAAGCAUUCUGCGGUCUACCCUUCUCAGGAGGAACUGGAGAAUGUGCAAAACAUGGUAUCCCACACAGAACGAGCCCUCAAGGCAGUCUCAGACUGGCUGGAUAAACAAGAAAAGUGUGACGGUGAUGGUACCGAACCUGAUAAAGAGAGUGAGCCCAAAGAACAAGUCACACGGACUCUUCGUGGCGUGAUGAGGGUGGGCCUUGUGGCCAAGGGCCUUCUGUUGAAGGGAGAUCUGGACCUUGAGCUGGUGCUCCUCUGCAGGGACAAACCAACCAACAUUUUGCUAAAGAAGGUGGCUGACAACUUGGCUGCACAGCUUAAGGUUGUCACUGAAGACCAAUAUGUUGUGAAUCACGACGUCCAAGAGGCCUGUAUCACCAUCAAGAACACAAAGGAGCCCACUCUCACCCUCACCAUUCACUUGACGUCCCCGUUAGUUCGCGAGGAGAUGGAGAAGGCCGCCGCUGGCGAAACGCUAUCAGUCAACGAUCCCCCGGAUGCUCUGGACAGGCAGAAAUGCAUAACUGCCUUGGCGUCUCUUCGCCACGCUAAGUGGUUUCAGGCAAGAGCCAAUGGAUUGCGCUCCUGUGUAAUCGUCAUUCGGGUUCUAAGGGACCUGUGUGCCCGUAUCCCAACAUGGACCCCACUUUCUGGCUGGCCGCUGGAGCUGAUCUGUGAGAAAGCCAUUGGCACAGGAAACCGGCCCAUGAUGGCAGGAGAAGCACUACGCAGAGUCUUAGAAUGUCUGGCUUCAGGAAUCCUAAUGCCAGAUGGAGCUGGAAUUGCUGAUCCAUGUGAGAAGGAGCCAACAGAUGCAGUCAGCCACUUGGACAGCCAGCAGAGAGAAGACAUCACAUUGAGUGCACAACAUGCCUUAAGGCUGUCAGCCUUUGGACAACUUCACAAAGUGCUCGGAAUGGAUCCGCUUCCCUUUAGGAUACCCAAGAAAACUCCCGGACCGCCAAUUGAUUAUAUAGUGCAAAUCCCACCCAGUACCACGUAUGCCCCACCGAUGAAACGGCCCAUUGAGGAAGAGGCGGGUAUUGAAGAAAAGACUCCCAAUAAGAAGAAGAAAAAAUUGCAAAAGAAAUCAACGACAGAGGAUAAGUUUGAUACCCAGGCUAUGAAUGCUUUAAUGCGACUCAACCAGCUGAAGCCGGGUCUCCAGUACAAGCUGAUCUCCCAGACCGGCCCGAUUCACGUUCCUGUCUUCACUAUGGCCGUCGAAGUUGAUGGCAAGACUUUUAAAGCUUCAGGUCCAUCCAAACGGACUGCUAAGCUCCAUGUAGCUGUCAAGGUACUGCAAGACAUGGGGAUCUCCACCGGAGUGGAAAUCAAACCUCCAGAGCCUGUAAAAACGGAAGAAACCAUACAACCGGUCACAGUGCAGGAUGUGAAAGAAGAAGAAACAGCCACUGAAGUUACUACUCCUGUGCUCACAGUACCAGCCAGCACAAAUUCCACUGAUCCUGCGCAGACCGCACGCCAACAGGGACCAAUCCUGAGCAAACACGGCAAGAACCCCGUGAUGGAGUUGAACGAGAAACGCCGUGGCCUAAAAUACGAGCUCAUCUCAGAGACUGGCGGCAGCCAUGACAAGCGUUUCGUCAUGGAGGUGGAGAUUGAUGAACAGAAAUUCCAGGGGACCGGGUCCAACAAGAAAGUAGCCAAGGCUUACGCAGCACUGGCGGCUUUGGAGCAGCUCUUCCCCGAGAGCUCUGUGACUCAAGUGUCGAAAAAGAAAAAGGGACCUCCAAUGAACAAUGAAGGCUAUGGCAUGAUGGGACCUCCUGGCGAUGUCACUUUGCCCAGAGGCAGAGGACGGGGUCGUGGAAGGGGAAGGGGUUUCAAUAACGGUGGAGGCUACGGAACAUACGGUUACGGCAACAGCUCAAUGUCUGGAUACAAUUACUACAACAAUGGUGGUGCAAAUGCAGGAGGCGGGCAGUCGGGCGGCCCCUCGGGUGGCACUCAAGCCAAUACAGGACAGGGAUCCAGACAAAGCUCAUAUGGCACAUACUAUGAUGGUGACGGAGCCUACAAUAGCCCGGCUUCUGCCAAAGUCCACGUAAAGAAACCCCCCACCAGGGGAGGCAAGUCAUCUUAUCAGGGUCUCUCGGGUAUGAAUAGCUCAUCUACAGGGACCUACCAGGCCAGCAACUCUUCCGGACAGGGCAGCUAUAACCAGUAUGGCUAUAAUCAAACAAAGAAGAAUUUUCACCCGGGAGGUGCAAGCGGGUACUCUUAUAGCACUGCCUACCCUAGCCAGGUGACUGGUGGUUCUGGAGGAAACCAGGAUUAUAAUUAUGAUGGUUUCAACAACCAGUCCAAUUACAACUCGCAGGGUGCCGGAGAAAAUCAUGGGUUCAACACCUACCAUACUCAGUACCACAAUACUGGAAGUUACAACAAGGGAGAUUCCAGUGGAAAUUACCAGUAUAGAUAGACUCGAGUUGCUCGUGUGAGUCUCCCACUCCUCUCCGGCUUUGCCUCAGAAUUUUUCCGAAGAAUGUGAUUGAUGGCUCACCUGCCCUCCUCAACUUCCUCCUUCAUGUUUAUGUGCAUAUAUUUGGUUCUGUCAGUCAUUUCAGGCUUUGUUGUAGUUUGGUAGACGUUCAAAGGAUUGAUAAUCUCAAGUUUGUCUUUUUGUGUUUUUGUAUUAAUAAAACCACUAUGGAAGAAAUGAUGCUACUACAGGGCUCGUGUGGCUCCAACUUUGCUUUUAAGUUGCAUGACAAGCUCUGCUUUUAACAACUCCAAACUUGUAGAUAUAUUUGCUUAUAUUUUUGCCUUUUUGAGUAAUGUUACUAAUAUAAUUUUAGUUGGAGAUUACUGGAAAAUACACACGUUAGUACUUCAAGUAGCUUUUGAUUUUGUUGAUAUUUGUCUUCUCACUGUAUGUUACCAUGUGUCUUUGUAUUAAUAAAUGGUAAUUUAGAA